UCAGUGGCUUAUCUUAUGUCUAGGUUUAUAUAUGAACAUUUUUCACUAACUCACGCGGUUUUUGUGCUUUUUUCUUCCCAGGUUGUUGGACGGGAACUACUUCUUCACCUCAUCGACUAUUUGGUAACAAAUUACCGAAGAAAUAGCACGGUAACCAGGAUUCUACAGACGAGCGUCGUACAUAUCCUCCCUACAAUCAAUCCGGAUGGCUAUGCCCGAGCCACCCUGGGUGACUGUAACAGUGUCGUGGGAAGGUAUAAUAGACGCAUGUCUGACCUGAACCGAAAUUUCAAUGAAAAUCCUGCUUCAGCAAAAAAAAUCGAACCUGAAACCCGAGCAAUUAUGAAUUGGAUUCGCUCGAAUACAUUUGUAUUAUCUGCUAGCUUUCACGGUGGAGCCGUCGUCGUUAACUACCCGUUUGACUACACGAGAGGGAAUAUGGAUAAGAUGGCCUACUCAAAAUCUCCGGAUGACGAUGUGUUUGUGUAUUUGGCACUAAAUUAUUCUAGAAGUCAUCACGACAUGCACCAUUCUAUAAAUUGUUCAGCUAAUGAAUAUUUUAAAGAUGGGAUUACAAAUGGUGCAGCAUGGUACCCUCUCAAAGGGGGUAUGCAAGACUAUAACUAUUAUCAUGGUGUGAUGGAAAUCACAGUGGAAUUGUCUUGCUGUAAAUAUCCUCCCGCCGAAACCUUACAAGUUUACUGGGAAAAAAAUAAACGAGCACUUAUAAAUUAUCUUCAGUUGGUUCAUAUGGGUGUAAAAGGCCUUAUUAUGGAUGAAAGCGGGAACCCAGUUUUCAGAGCUAAACUUAGUAUUGACGACAGAUAUAUAACUUUUCGGUCCUCAAAAUUUGGAGAAUAUUGGCGGUUAUUACUACCCGGUAACUAUAUAUUAAAGGUAAAGGCACGGGGAUUUAGGGAUUACCUUUCUCAACCGUUCCGUGUGAUUGCUGGACGAGUGCACCGGUUGGAUGUGGUUUUGACACGGAGAAACAGUUUAACAACAAACAGAAGGAAAUCACAAAAAACAACAAGUCUAUUACGUGAAGUGACUACACAAAAUAUGCUUGGCAUAAAAGGUGCUACAAAACCAAUGAAGACGACACAACAGCAUACGCAAAAAGUGGUUGUAAAUUCCCACGAAGACAAACUUUCAAAGGCGCACACAUCACAAGCUUUAAGGCCGAGCACUUACUUUCUGCAGUGGGCUUUCUUUUCACAUUUACACAAUUUCUCUGAUAUUUGAUUCCACAUAGAUAUGAGACAAUUUUUUUCACGACAAGGCAACUGGGCCGUGUGAGGGACGACAUAAAAACCAACAGAAAUGAAUUUGUAUA
Messenger RNA from Octopus sinensis (East Asian common octopus), 1336 nucleotides. Its product is annotated as carboxypeptidase M-like. Gene Ontology annotation, biological process: proteolysis. Gene Ontology annotation, cellular component: cell surface. The transcript has 7 exons. The coding region runs from base 16 to 1245 and encodes 409 amino acids. The record is from RefSeq and is a predicted model, not a curated record. Gene Ontology annotation, molecular function: zinc ion binding; metallocarboxypeptidase activity. NCBI's taxonomy places the organism in Eukaryota, Metazoa, Mollusca, Cephalopoda, Octopoda, Octopodidae.